Molecule: messenger RNA, 2164 nt
Organism: Sphaeramia orbicularis (orbiculate cardinalfish)
Lineage: Eukaryota; Metazoa; Chordata; Actinopteri; Kurtiformes; Apogonidae
Product: monocarboxylate transporter 2
Exons: 6
Coding region: 169-1656 (495 amino acids)
Biological process (GO): monocarboxylic acid transport; transmembrane transport
Molecular function (GO): monocarboxylic acid transmembrane transporter activity
Source: RefSeq, a predicted model, not a curated record
UAACCCUUGAACCUUUCACCCUACAGUGGCGUAUGACUUAACUUCUAAAAGCUUUCUUUUCCUCUGCCUGUGACAAGGAAUGAGUUCCAGAGCUGUAGCUGUGAAGAAAUACAGUCAGCUGGGAAACGUGCAUGCAGCAUGAUGCCUCAUAGGAAGAUCUAGAUGUAAAUGUUGCAGAAACCAGCUGUGCAGAUCAACAUGGAGUCUCCAGUGAAGGCUAAGAAGGCAACUGUCGCUGCAGGCCCAUCAGCAGCCCCUGACGGCGGAUACGCCUGGUUCAUACUGCUCUCUUGUUUUUUGGUAUUUGGCCUGACUUUUGGGGUCAUCAAGUCUUUUGGUGUGUUUUUUGUCGAGAUACACCAUUACUUUAAAACCACAGCGACAGAAACAUCUUGGAUCACAUCCAUUGCAGUGGCUGUCAUUCAUAUCAUAGCUCCGAUAGCAUCCGCUCUGAGCGCUCACUUCAGCCAUCGCUCUGUCGUGAUGAUGGGGGGCCUGAUCUGUAGUGUAGGAGUCAUAACUGGAUCUUUCGCAAGAAACUUACUGGAACUCUACUUAACAGUGGGAUUCCUCAAUGGACUUGGCUAUGCAUUAACUUGGACCCCCACGGUGACCAUGCUGGGCUUGUACUUUGAUAGGAGGCGUCCAGUUGCCAACGCCAUAGCCAGCUCCGGAGAGUGCAUCCUUACCUUUGUUCUUACGCCGCUGUUCCAGCUCUUGAUCGACAGCUACUCUUGGAGAGGUGCUAUGCUGAUCCUGGGUGGUCUGCAGCUUAACCUGUGUGUGUGUGGGCUUCUGCUGAGGCCUCUACAAGCACCCGGACACUCGAUGCUGUUAAAUGCAACCAAAGAAGAAGGGGAAGAACUGCUCACUAAAGUUGACUUGGAUCACAGCAAAACAAGCCCUUCAGAAGAUCAAGAAACCAAAGAGAAAGCUCCCAAACAAGCAGAAAGAAAUGAGAGAAGGAUCGAGAAAACCCAACUAACGACCAGAAUCCGUCACUACGUAGAUUAUACCCUCCUCACCAACCCUCAUUUCAUUGUCUACUCUCUGUUUGGGAUGUUUGCCGCCUUGGGUUUCUUUGCACCAGCUCUGUUCCUUGUUCCAUAUGCUCGCAGUAAAGGGGUUGAAGAGUACCAGGCGGCUUUACUCAUGUCCAUUUCUGCAGCAAUGGACCUGUUUGGAAGAUUGUUCUUUGGGUGGGCGGCAAACCUGAGACUGGUGGAGACGGUGCAGCAGCUGACGGUGACGGUGAUCUUGCUGGGUUCAGUCUUACUGCUCUGCCCUCUGGCCUCCACCUUCUUGGAGUUGGCUGCUUUCAGCGCAGCCUACGGCCUGGUGUUCGGCGCCACGGUGGCCAUCCACAUCACCGUGCUGGCUGAGGUGGUGGGCGUCCACAGGCUGGGGAGUGCACUGGGGUUAUUCAUGCUCAUACGCAGCAGCACAGGCCUGCUCGGACCACCCAUGGCUGGCUUCUUCAUUGACAAGAUGAGCGAUUAUGGGACGGGUUUCCUCAUGGCAGGGGUGGCUCUCAUUGUGUCGGCUCUGUUCCUGCUUCUACUUCGUCAGAUGAACCGCAGAGGUCAGGGGUCACGUACCAAUAACCCCAGCACGCAUACAGACAAUAUGGGACAAAGCCAAGGAGCUGAGGCAUGAGACUCAGACACGACGGGAAUAAAGAAAAACAGUCUCUGCAGUAAACGGUUGAAACAAGAGCCGCAACUCAAGGAAGGAACGUUAUUGUUUUAUUACUAGGAGUUGUUUUUCUUGACUCUUGGAGACUACAGGAGCUGUGGAAUUCAGACGUUACAGCCAAUCUGCACUACAUCAAUCACACCGUCUACAGAAAAUGUCAUGGAGGAGGAUGAAAUGCAGAAUAAAAUUUACUUCUUACAGUGCAAAUGAAAAACUGAGAUAAAUGUAGCACAAUAGACGUAACUGUUCGGAGCUUUUAUGAGCCUCAGGAAUCUGCACAAUGUAUGAAGAACAUGAAAUUAAAUUUGGUGUGUGUUUUCCAUACGUUUUCUUACAGUUACUGAAUGUUUUUACCCCAUUAAUGUACAGUUCUGUAUUUGUAAAUGCUGGGUGAAAGUGAAAGUGAAAAGUGAAAAUAUGCCUAUAGCUCCCUCCAGUGAGAGACAUCUGAUAUUGCAUUUGCAGCCUU